This is a messenger RNA of Strongylocentrotus purpuratus (purple sea urchin), 1794 nucleotides long. Its product is annotated as cytochrome P450 4V2. Bases 146 to 1684 code for a protein of 512 amino acids. The record is from RefSeq and is a predicted model, not a curated record. Lineage: Eukaryota; Metazoa; Echinodermata; Echinoidea; Camarodonta; Strongylocentrotidae. The transcript is spliced from 12 exons. Gene Ontology annotation, molecular function: oxidoreductase activity, acting on paired donors, with incorporation or reduction of molecular oxygen; heme binding; iron ion binding.
UACUUUGAAAGCGUCGAGAGAACCAUUCAGAUUCUAAGGGCUAUUAUAUUCAUGAUAUUAGCUAACUAGUGGCGUAAGCUUUCUGAAAACGUUUGGUCCACAGGAACAUAAGACGUGAAUCUUGAGGGUUUUUCACCCAUACCAAAUGGCCGUAGUACUACCUGCUGGAAUUGGUGUGACUGUGUGUAUCGUAGCUUUAUCUGCAUUCCUGUUCUACUACAUCGCCAGGUUCCUUCGUAUUUUCCUUCUCAUCAGUAAAUUCGAUGGCCCACCUGCAGUCCCGAUUUUCGGGAAUACACUCCAAUUUAAGAGCGACCCUAGAGAACAUUUCCUGUAUGAUGUAGGUGUACGGGAGAAGUAUCGUCACCAGUCAGGUGGUGUAAUAAGAAUGUGGUUUGGACCAUUGCCGAUAGUACUCAUCUAUAACGCUGUGCACUGUGAGGCACUGAUGAAUAGCAGUCGUCAUAUCAAUAAAGGAACCGAAUACACAUUUAUGGAGCCGUGGCUUGGGAAAGGGUUACUAACAAGCGGGGGUCAGAAAUGGUUUCACCGACGCAAACUGCUCACUCCGACCUUCCAUUUCUCCAUCCUUCAAAGUUUCAUGGAGGUUUUCAACGAACAGAGUAUGAUUUUGGUCAAGAAACUCGGAAAAUUUGCAGAUGAAUCUGAGACCGUCAACAUCUUCCCUCUCGUCACUCACUGCGUAUUGGAUAUCAUUUGCGAUACCGCCAUGGGGAAGCGCACCAAUGCCCAGAGUGACAAUGAAAAUGAAUAUGUUAAAGCCGUUGGAAGAAUGAGUCAUCUAAUCGUCAGUAGAAUACGGAACUUCAUGCUGUGGCCUGAUUGGAUCUAUAACAGAACAGACGCAGGGAAGGAUCAUGAGAAGGCACUACAAAUUCUUCAUGGAGUAACUAAUAAGAUGAUCCAGGAAAGACUCCACGACCCCCUCCAUAGCCCUAAUGGAGGAACCUAUGAAGAUGAUGCAGUCACCAGGAAACGCAAGAGAAUCGCAUUCCUUGAUCUUCUUCUUCAGAUGCACCGUGAGGAUGCUACCUUCACUCUAGAAGCUAUCAGAGAGGAAGUAGAUACAUUCAUGUUCGAGGGUCAUGAUACGACCGCUGCAGCAGUCAAUUGGGCUCUCCUACUAAUUGGCCAGCAUCCAACGGUUCAAGCUCGUCUGCAUGAUGAAAUCGAUCAGGUCUUUGGUGAUUCUGAGCGGCCCAUAACCUCAGACGACCUCUCCGAAUUGUCCUACCUGAGUUGUGUUGUCAAGGAAUCACUGCGUCUUCUCCCGUCUGUUCCAGGUAUAGGCAGGGACUUAGAUGAAGAUAUCAUCGUGAAUGGAAAAGUAGUGCCGAAAGGGGCCUCUGUCUUCUUGAGUAUCUAUGGCAUUCAUCAUGACCCGGAACAGUUUCCUGACCCCGAACGUUUUGAUCCUGAUCGUUUUCUUCCGGAGAACUCGACCAAGAGACACCCUUUUGCCUUCAUCCCAUUCUCUGCUGGACCAAGGAACUGCAUUGGUCAGAAGUUUGCAAUGAUGGAGGACAAAGUUCUCCUGAUCAACAUCCUACGAAGGUUCUCUAUUGAAUCACUUCAGACUCUGGAUGAAACUAAACCAGCCGGACAAAUCAUCCUCAGACCGGCAGAGGGCAACAUACUUGUCAAAUUAAGUCACAGGAAGUAGUUGGGGUCAACACAAAAACGUUUUUUCAUUCGUAUUUUUUUUGGUGAAUCUUUAUUAGAAGAUGUUUUUAAUUUGGUUAAAAUGGGGUUGGGGUGUUAACACACGAACCC